UCUAUUUCUCUAUACAUCAAUUUCUCUUACAUGGUAUCAGAGCAGGUUUAGAACCUAAUAUUUUCGCUUCACCGGCGGGCGGCAACCUCACCUUAGCCGUCCGCCGGACCUCAACCAAAUUCCGCUAAAGUUUUCUACACGCCCUCACUCUGCCGCCGUAUUUCACCGCCGCUCAUCUUCCUCCGGCCAAAUUCCUCUCAAACUCCAUGUCUUUGCCACUGCUAGGCAGUUGAUCUAUGCUUACAGGAGUAAAUGAUGUCAACACCUCUGUAUCAGAAGGAACUUGUGAUACUGUCCAUACACAAGUAGAUUAUGACACCACUCUGGAAGACUUAGUUGCUCAGGUGAUGGUUCCUGUAAGAUCCCCAGCCGUGGCACUUAUUGUCACUAAUGCCUUGAUGUUGCGUAUGCCUUUUGAAGCUCUGGCAGAAACAUGUGAGGCUGAUAGAUCUGCUUUCGACAUGCCCUUACUGCUAUUUGUAGCCCUUGUAGGGGCCACAGUUGGAGGACUGCUUGCAAGACACAGGAGAGGAGAAUUGGAACGGCUGAAUGAGCAGUUGCGCCAGAUCAAUGCAGCACUAAGAAGGCAAGUAAAGAUCGAGUCUUAUGCCCCCACUCUAAGUUAUGCUCCUGUUAGUGGUAGAAUACAAGAAAAUGAAGUAAUUGUUGAUCCAAGGAAGCAUGAAUUGAUUUCCCAUUUGAAAUCUGGAAAGAAUUUUCUGAGGAAUCAAGAUCCAGAUAAGGCAUUUGUGGAGUUUAACGCUGCUGUGGCUGUUCCAUCGCCAUGGGAAGUACAUGGCUGUGGCUGUUCCAAACAGAUUCAUCUCAUCUCUCUCUCUCAUCUUUGAUGUGGUGCCCAAGGAUGUCAACACUGCUGUGUUGUUUUUAAAAAAAGUAAAAAAUACGGAAUGUUUGGAGAGAUUAUGACAAUAGAAGUUAAAUAACAAAAGCAAAAAAUAUAAAAGAGAUUAUGUACAUAGAAAUUCUGGUUUUCUUGUGUACAUGGUAAGAGAAAUUUAUGUAUUCUGGUUGUUAGAUUCUCCUUGCUACAACUUCUACUGAUGGAAAAUGCCGAGUCUUCUCCACUUUCAUAAAAGGUGUUGAUACAAGGGAUUCAGGAACAAGAUCCACAACGGAUUCAAAAUUUGGAGAGGUUCUAUCUAUAUCCCUUAUGUUUAUAUGUUAUCUAUAUUUCUUUGUCUCAGUCAUAUUAAAGGUUUUGGUAUGAUUAAUUAUGGUAUGAGUAGGACUGCAAAUGAACUGAGUCGAGCUGAGCUGAGCCGAGCCGAGCUUUGCUGAGCUUGAGCUCGGCUCGUUUGCUUGUCGAGCUCGUUUAUUAAGCUUGAGCUCGGCUCGAUAAGAAACUAGGCUCGAGCUCGGCUCGGCUCGGCUCGUUAACAUUAAUGAAGCUCGAGCUUGGGUCGAUAAUUUUUUUUUAAUAUUAUUUAUGUAGAAAUUUAAUGUAUAAAGAGAAAUGAUUGUAUUAUUGAUUGUUGUAUAUUGUAUAUUACAAAUGGUGAGGGGUUCCUUA
This is a messenger RNA of Camellia sinensis, 1531 nucleotides long. NCBI's taxonomy places the organism in Eukaryota, Viridiplantae, Streptophyta, Magnoliopsida, Ericales, Theaceae. The record is from RefSeq and is a predicted model, not a curated record.